AACACAAGUAACCUUCUCACUGACUGACUUCACGGUCGCCACGUCAACAUGUCGAAGCUGGAAAGGGUCCGGUCGGAGAUAGCUAGCUAUGACUACAUCAGGUUUGCUAUUUGUGACAUCAAUGGAACAAGUCGUGGUCAGGUAGUUCCAAGCCGCAACGCUGCUAAGUAUUUGGAAGGAGGCAAUGAAAUAAUUCAGGGUGCGCUGAUGCUCAGCCUUGAAAGCGAAAUGGCUAUUAUACCCCAUGAGAAAUGUUAUCACUAUGGAAACAUGACCCUUGUGCCAGAUCUUGAUACUCUUAGGCCGAUUCCAUGGGGAGGUGAUGGCAAGGCCAAGGUCGCUGAAAUUUCGUGUGAAUGCCGCUGGAAGAUCGACAACUCUCCUCAGGAAGCUUGCCCCAGGUAUGUUCUUAGGCAACAGAUCCAACGCCUAGAUGAACUCGGUCUAGAUUUAUACUCUGGGUUUGAAAUAGAAUAUUUUCUGUUCUAUGCUGAUACAAUGAAACCAGUGUUCAGUGGAAAGGAUUUCAUGAGCCACAGAAUUCAAAACCAAACUGGGCCACUUUUGUUCAAGUUUGACGGAGAAUUGUUCAAAGCAGGCAUUGAUGUGGACAAAAUCCAUUCUGAAUAUGCGCCAGGAAUGUUUGAAGCUGUGAUGAAACCGCAAUAUGGUAUAGAAGGAGCAGAUGCAACGUUCAAUCUGAAACAAGGCUUGUUGGAGUUGGCUGAUUUGAAUGGUCUGAAGGCCACUUUUAUGUCCAAGCUAGAUCUGGAACAAACUGGAUGCGGGGCCCAUUUUAACUUUUCAUUGGUGUCCAAAGACACCCGGGAAAAUGCCUUCUAUGAUCAAAAGGAGAGUGAUAGUUUAUCAACAACUGCCAAACAGUGGAUAGCUGGGAUCCUGAAACACAGCAGGGCGUUGACUGCGUUAACUUCGCCCACAAUCAACUGCUACAGGAGACUUCACCAGCCUUGGGCUCCAGGAAGUAUCUUCUGGGGUAUUGAAGACCGUGAGGCCUCUCUUCGUGUCAAGAAUCACGGACCUUCAGGAACCUACCUGGAGAACAGGAUGCCAAGCGGAAGAAGCAACCCUUACAUUGUCAUGGCGGCCACAAUUGCUGCCGGCUUGGACGGGGUCAAGAACAAGCUAGUAUGUCCACCAAGUGCGAGUUUGAAGGAAGGCGAACCUCUUCCCUUUACCCUCGAUGAAGCUUUAAAGGAUCUACAAGCUGAUAGAGACCUGGUGAAAACACUGGGAGAGGAGUUUGUUAGUUGGUUUGUCAAGUGCAAAGAAUUAGAUUUGAAGCGGUUUGCCGGACUUGCGGAUGACAAGGAGAGAAUGGCCCUGGAAAAGAAAAUCUACUUCUGAACCUUUCGGUGGGGAAUGUGUGUCUCCAAAAGCAUAACUUGAUAUUUAGGACACAUCUACAGAGUUCUCCUAUACACACUCUGUACACAAGGCCUAUAUAAAAAUAACCUAAUGAUAUUAUAAUAGACACUAACAGUGUGAAAAUGAGAAAAAGUAAACGUUUGUUUUGGGGAAAAUUGAGCUGUAAUGUUAGUCUGGUUAAUAUAUACUGAGGGAAACAAAUAAGGGAUCACAUGAAAGAACAAGUGUUCCUUUAUUUUUUUCCAGGUGUCUUCACAAGCUUUGUAUCAUAUAUAGCUUGUGAAGACACCUGGAAA
This is a messenger RNA of Haliotis rubra (blacklip abalone), 1685 nucleotides long. Its product is annotated as lengsin-like. The record is from RefSeq and is a predicted model, not a curated record. The coding region runs from base 49 to 1368 and encodes 439 amino acids. The transcript has 2 exons. Lineage: Eukaryota; Metazoa; Mollusca; Gastropoda; Lepetellida; Haliotidae. Gene Ontology annotation, cellular component: membrane; cytoplasm. Gene Ontology annotation, molecular function: glutamine synthetase activity.